Messenger RNA from Kalmanozyma brasiliensis GHG001, 2352 nucleotides. RefSeq names its product Transcription factor Opi1. Gene Ontology annotation, molecular function: transcription corepressor activity. Gene Ontology annotation, biological process: endoplasmic reticulum unfolded protein response; regulation of transcription by RNA polymerase II; phospholipid biosynthetic process. NCBI's taxonomy places the organism in Eukaryota, Fungi, Basidiomycota, Ustilaginomycetes, Ustilaginales. Gene Ontology annotation, cellular component: endoplasmic reticulum; nucleus. The transcript has a single exon. The record is from RefSeq and is a predicted model, not a curated record. Bases 1 to 2352 code for a protein of 783 amino acids.
AUGGCGUCCACACCCGACGCUGGUCUCUCACACGAUGAGCGCUGGACCGCGCAUCGAGCUGACCGCGAAUCUGAAUCCGUUCAACCACCCAGUGAAGCAUCCACACCUGCUCCCACUACUCCGGCUACACCACCAACAGAAUACCUCACAUCCUCACAGGAGUUUGCGCGGCCAAAAUCCUCCACAUUGCCCUCAAACGGACUCGGUAUCGAUGCAGAAGAUGAAGACGUGCGCAUUGCUAUCAUGGCGUUGGGUGCCAUGAAGAGUCUCGACGAUUCAAGCAACCCUUUCAACGAUGCUAGUGCCAGUGCCAGUAGUAGCGCCGUGUCAUUGGACUCGCAGAAGCCAAGCAGCAAAACACCAACACGGACCUCGUCGGCGAUAUCCAACUCAAGUCUUACUUCCACCGCAAUCUCCUCCCCAAACUCGACCCCGACCACGGACCUAACGCAGGACUCCGGCGCCGAAUCUCCUGCUGGCCGCAUGUCUGGCCCCGCGCGCCUCGGCGAUCUUCCCCCAGAUCUCAAGCUUCCCGCUGUCAUCCAGGAUGAGGACGGCAACGAGCUCGAGGUCGAUCCAGAAAUGAUGAACGACGCCGACUUUUUGCAGCGCGUCAGCCAUCUCCCCCUCGUACGCGGCACGCUGCGCGCCUACGAACUCGGCAAGCAGCGCAGUAAGGUCGUCAAGUACGGUGCUGGUCUCGUUGAGAGCUCGGUCAAGUCCAUCUCAAGACCCGUCGUGAGCCGUCUUGGCGCCAGUCUCGGCGAGCGUGGCGUAGAGCAGCUGGACGAUUUCGCCUGCCGACAGCUCGAUCGCAUCUAUCCCUCUGCCGUCUCCUCUCCCACCAAAGAAGAGAAGCGUGGUAUCCUCGACGAGGUCGACCGCAAAGAUAAGGAGGAGUGGCAGAACAUGAGCCCCGAGGAGCGCGAGAAACGCAGAAACGCCUACACGGCUCUGCAGCUCGAAGAGCGCGAACGCAAUCUCAUGGUCAACGAGCUUCGGCAACGUCGCGGCAAGGGCGCCAACCUCGAGAUCGAGACCGCCGGCUCCCCGCAAGGCUCCGCUACCGCGUCAGACAGGAGUAGCAACACGCCCGUGGACGAAUCCAAAGCACAGGCCGACGCCUCAAUGCAAGACGUCGACGAUGACAAGAAAGCCAAAGCGGACGCAAACAGCGCAGUCGUGCGAAGGAACGCAGCUCAGACGUUGCCAUUAAAGAACAGCCGAUGGGGUUCGAUGCUGGUCGAAGCGGGUGCCACCGCGGGUGGUCUUUCGGCCGCCAUGAGCGAGGAGUCGAUGAAAUCGCUCAAGUACUGCCUUCAAUGGUUGCAGUACGCCACGGCGCACAUCGAGCACCAGAUCACCAUUCUCCGCGACCUCAUUGUCAAGCUCAACCACGGCGAACUCGACGUGUCUGGCACCGCUGUUCAGAACCUCGCCAACAUCAAGGGCGACGUCGUCAACACGAUUAGAGGUGUAGUGGAUGUCAUUGGCAAGUAUGCGGGAGGUGCGCUUCCCGAACCGGCACGAAACAGUGUCAAGGCCUUCAUCCUCAGCCUUCCAGCGCGAUGGGCCACGAUCAACCGCAGCUCAGCAGCGAGCUCGCCUUCGGGUUACUUUGGCAGCAGUCCCUCGUCGCCUUCCUUCUCCCCUGCGCAUAUCAGCGAAGGCCCUCAGUCGCCGACCCAUCUCAACGCACGCUACCGCGGCGGAGCAGGCAGUCCGCGCGAUCAGAUGCAAGCGGCAGCCACCGCCCAAGCUGCCAACCGCAUCCUGACACUUGCCAUUGAGUCGCUCGACAUCCUGCGCAGCGUGACGAUUGUGUUUGGCGAAUCGCUCGACCGCGCCGACCUGUGGGUGGAGCGUCUUCGCAUUCUCGGUUUGCAACGCAAGCGACAGCACGACGCCAAUGCGAGCGAACCGCAACAGAUCACUGCCGGACCGUCGUCGGUUCCGCACUGGGAGAGCGCGCGGGGCUCGUCGAUGCGUGGACGUGCCAACUCGCCCGGGGGCGAUAGCGAUGUCAGCAUGGACACGAGUGCCUCGACCAAGCGACGACGGACGCGACAGACACCUUCCGGGGGGUUCCACAUGUCCCGCACACCGUCGGCAUCCCAAGGCGACUCGGAGGACGAUGAGACCGAGACGGAGAAGACAAAGUCACCACCCACGGGUAGCAGUGCGACUUUCACGGCGCAUCAUCAUCUGCAUCACGGCAGCGCGAGACGCGCACCGGGCACAAGGAGUCGUGCUGGAACAGGAGGGAAACAUUACCCCAUGCACCCACCGACUCUGCCUAGCCCGCUCCAUGCCACGUUUGCUAAUGCGAACAAUGGCGACAAGCAGCCGUAG